UGUCUUCCCUCUUUCCCCCUCCUGUCUCUGUGUAGCGUGCCAUGAGCUGAAAGUUACUUAGUUAAAAUCUUUUUAUUUUAUUAUUAUUAUAGAAAAAGGGAGCAUGAAGGAGACCUUGAGGGAAGAGCAAAUUGGUGAGUUUUUGGAGGCCUUCUGUCUUUUUGACAAAGAUGGAGAUGGUUGCAUAACCAUCGAAGAAUUAGGCACUGCAAUCAGGUCACUAGACGAAAAUCCAACGCUGGAAGAAUUGCAAAUCAUGAUGAACCAAGUGGAUACCGACGGCAAUGGAACCAUAGAAUUCGGGGAAUUCAUGAAUCUCAUGGCCACAAAAAUGAAGGAAAGUGAAGCAGAAGAGGAAUUGAAGGAAGCUUUCAGGGUGUUUGACAAAGAUCAAGAUGGUUACAUAUCGGCCAGCGAGUUGAGGUCAGUAAUGAGAACUAUUGGAGAGAAGGUAACAGAGGAAGAAGUGGAGCAGAUGGUGAAAGAGGCUGAUUUAGAUGGCGACGGUCUCGUUGAUUAUCAAGAGUUUGUGAAGAUGAUGUUGGCUGUUUAAUUAAAUAUACACAAUUACAUAAUAAUUUUAGUCUUUGUUUCGUUACUAUUUCCUCAACCUACCUAUAUAUGUACGACGGAAACAAAUAACCAUGCCUCCUUAUUAAUUAUAUAUAUAUUAUUCUCUAUA
This is a messenger RNA of Cajanus cajan (pigeon pea), 682 nucleotides long. RefSeq names its product calmodulin. Gene Ontology annotation, molecular function: calcium ion binding. Lineage: Eukaryota; Viridiplantae; Streptophyta; Magnoliopsida; Fabales; Fabaceae. Gene Ontology annotation, cellular component: myosin II complex. The record is from RefSeq and is a predicted model, not a curated record.